Molecule: messenger RNA, 846 nt
Organism: Triticum dicoccoides
Lineage: Eukaryota; Viridiplantae; Streptophyta; Magnoliopsida; Poales; Poaceae
Product: putative E3 ubiquitin-protein ligase SINA-like 9
Exons: 2
Coding region: 1-846 (281 amino acids)
Cellular component (GO): cytoplasm
Molecular function (GO): ubiquitin protein ligase activity; zinc ion binding
Source: RefSeq, a predicted model, not a curated record
AUGGCUGCACUGCCGUUGAAAGGUCCGGCGACAGUCGUCGACGUGACCGUAGACGCCGAUGCCCUGAACUGCGGCGUCUGCUGCCUCCCGCUCAAGUCGCCUAUCUUCCAGUGUAAAGUCGGGCACGUGAUAUGCUCGCCGUGCAGAGACAAUCUGGCGGCGGAGGGGAGGUGCCACGUGUGCCAAGAUCCGAUUUCCGGCGGCUACCAACGGAGCUAUGACAUGGAGAAACUGGUGGAGUCUAUCCGGGUGCCUUGCUCCAACGCCGCCUACGGCUGCUCCGCCAGGCCGACCUACAGUCAACAGCACGAGCAUGUCCGGUCGUGCCAACACCUGCCGUGCCACUGCCCGGCGGACACGUGCGGCUUCGUCGGAUCCACGUCGGUGCUCCUGGACCACUUCGCCGUUGUGCACAGGUGGCCAUGCACGACCGAGCUUCGGACCUGGAAGUGCGUCGACGUCCAACUCCGUGACGACUUCAACGCCGCCUAUGUUCGUGUUGGCGGCAUGCAGUACCUGUUCCUGCUAAACGUGGCGCGGCAACCAUUUGGCCGCUCAAUCUCCGUGUUCUGCGUACAUCCUCGGGCACCCGUCGAGGAGUCGUCGCCAACGCCCGUGGGAUUCGAGGUCAGGCUCAAAUACUCUCGCAACGACUACGGCCACGGUGACAUGUGCCGCGGCCACAGCCAGGAAACUAAGUUCAAAGUAGCGUGCACUGAUCUCUCCGAUGGGCUUCCGAAUUCCGAGGGCUCUUUCGAGAUCGUUCUGCCCAAGUGCGUUCAUCCACUUGACAUGGAUACUAUCACUGCCAUUUUCGACGUGCUCAAUGUUACCACAAGUGGAUGA